Molecule: messenger RNA, 1425 nt
Organism: Blastocystis hominis
Lineage: Eukaryota; Bigyra; Opalinata; Blastocystidae
Exons: 9
Coding region: 1-1425 (474 amino acids)
Biological process (GO): regulation of ARF protein signal transduction; regulation of endocytosis
Cellular component (GO): Golgi membrane
Molecular function (GO): GTPase activator activity
Source: RefSeq, a predicted model, not a curated record
AUGCCAUCGGAUGUGCUUUUGGAGUUGCGCAAACUCCCCGGGAACGACGUUUGCGCAGAUUGUGGAGCUGCCAGACCACAGUGGGCCUCUGUGUCAUACGGAAUUUUUGUUUGUUUGGAGUGUUCAGGACAACAUCGUGGUUUGGGAGUGCAUCUGAGCUUCGUACGCUCGGUGCAGAUGGAUUCCUGGACGGAGCGUGAGAUCAAAGCAAUGCAGGUCGGAGGAAACAAGCAAAUGAACGAUUUCCUCCAGGAGCACGGCGUCCCCAAGAACAGUUCCAUUAAGAAAAAAUACAAUUCUCGAGCAGCUGCUCUCUAUCGCGAAGUCAUCGCCGCCAAGAUCGAAGGCCGCGAGCCCCCGACCGAUCUCCCCGAGGAUGAUUCCAACCCCGAAGAGCUGAACGAGGAAGACGAGGACCCCAUCAAGCGCGAGCUGCGUCUGCGCGCGGAGGCGAAGGAGCGUCUGCAGAAGAAGUUCGGCGCGGGCGGUCUGAAAAGCCAAGCCGUGGGCUCCUCUCCGAUCCCUCCCGGCGGCUACGGCCAGCAGCCGAGCAGCCCGCAGCCCGGCGACGACAUCGUGAAGACGCUGCAAGGCUUCGGUCAGGGCGUGAUGAAGUCGUUCCAGGACGCGCGGAUCGGCGAGACGAUCGAGAGCGGCGUGAGCUCGGUGCGCGCGAAGCUGAACGACCCCGCGUUCCAGAAGGACGUGAAGGAGAAGGCGCAGGCGGGCUGGUCGUGGCUGUCCAGCACCGCGGGAUCGAUUUGGUCCGCGGCGAAGGAGGCCGCCACGCAGAUCGCCUCCGAGCUCAACGAGAACAACGCCAAUGGCGGAGGAACGCCGCGUCCCGCGGUGAGCACGCCGCGGCGAGACGGAGGGGAGCGCGAGGAACCGCGGGAGGCGGUGAGGUCUCCGAAAACCGCGGGGAAAGCGAUGGAAAGAAGGGCGGAGGAGGAAGCGGCGAUCGGAGGCGAUGGAAAGAGGGAAACGGGGAAGGCGGAGAGUGGAAACAGCGAUAUCGAAAUGGACGAUGAUGAUUGGAUGGAGCAGGAACUCCGCAAAGCGAAGCAGAAUCUGCACAUCCAGGAGAAGCAGCGCACGCCGCAGACGCCGCAGACGCCGCAGACGCCGACUGCGGGGGGAUUGAAGCUGUCACAUGAGAGUUCGGAGGCCGGAGGAAGCGCGGAGGGAAGCAGACGACGCCAUCACAGCCAUCACCAUAGACAUCGGAAACCGGUGGAAGUAAGCAAGAAGGAUCUGGAUAGCUGGCUCGAUGAUGAUGAUGAUGAUGAUGAUGAUGAUGAUGAUGAUGAGAAAGUUGCUAAUGAACCUGCGGAGGAGAAGAAGGAAGUGAAAAAAGCGGCGGAGGAUAGUAAGAAGAAGGCACCCAUGACGGCGGAAGACUUCUUUGCAGAGUUUGGUGUCUAA